UAAAAAAGUAUGUGGAAAAAAAUAAUAUUUCGAGAAUAUGAAAAAAUGUUACACGAAGUGAAUGAUAAUAAAAAUUAAGAAAAAAAUAAUUUUUCGGUAAAAUCAGAUAAAAAAAUAAAGUGAUUUUGCAUAAUUAAUCGAAUUAAAAAUAUAAAAAGGAGAAGAUUUUUUUUUUAUUUUUUGUACAGUGAAAAAAACUUAUAAUUUUUUUUUUGCCUGAGUCGAGCAAAAAAAAGGGUAGACCAGAACAAUUUAAUUUGAAAUUAUCUGAGGAUUAGUGAUGAGAAUCGGAUUAAUAUUUUAAUAUUUAAAGGCAGACAGUUAAACGUCACCGACAACAUAGCGACACAACAACAACAAGAAAAGUAAUAUAUAUAAUAAAUAUUACGGAAUCAAGCUAAAAGUAUAAUAAGAAGUGAAAAUGAUUAUGACAAAAAUGUACAAAACUUUUUUGCUACUGCUGAUGUCAUUCACAACAUCAUGCAUGACAAGUGAAAUUCAAUGGGAUCAUAGGGUGGAUCUUGAUGACAAUUUUCAAUUAUUAUGGCGUGUGAAACGUCCUGACAUUAUCUUUGAAGUGCGCGUACGUACACACGGAUAUGUUGGAUUUGGUUUUGCUCGAAAUGAGUACAUUUAUGGUGCUGAUAUGAUCGUUGGAUGGAUAGACAACAAGCAUUCAUUCUUCCAAGAUCGCCACAUCCCACUACAUAGCAAGAACGGUGAGCCAGUCGUAGAUCCAUCUCAAGACUAUGUCCUUAUGUCGGGUCAUGAAAAUGCUACACACACAAUUUUACGAUUUCGACGUAAGCUCGACACAUGCGAUGAAAAAUUUGAUGUUCCCAUCACUAAUGACACAAUGAAAAUCGUUUAUAUGUAUCAUGAGAAUGAACCCAAACGUGGAUCAUUGCAACAUGGAAGUUUGCCAGAACCUGAACUCGCAUUGAAGCCCAUCAAAUCAUUAUUGAUCCUUCAAAGGCCAAAGUUUGAGAGACUCGAAAUGAAAAAUGAUGAAACGAUUGAGACAUUUGAUGUGAGCAUGAAAAAUGUAACAAUAUCACCAUCAAAUGCUACAAAAAUGUGUAGGAUAGUAAGACUAAUGGCAAAUAAACAAGGUCAGAUUGUGGCUUAUAAGCCAAUAUUUGAACCAUAUAUAGCAAAGAAUUAUAUCAUGCAUAUGAAUGUUUACGAAUGUAAACAUUUUGCAAGUCAAAAUCAAGUAAAUAUCAUUGAUGAUGAUGAUGAGACAGCCUGUACACUUUUAAGUAAGUUUAAAUGUAACAAUAUCGUUGCAACAUGGUCGAGAGGAUCACAGGGAUUUGUUUAUCCAAACAAUGUCGGAUAUCCACUUGAUACAAGAAAUGUCAAUCUUUAUUUUCUCGAAACAUUCUAUGAGCCAUUUAAAACAAUAGGAAAUGAAAAGAUUGUUGACAAUUCUGGCAUAAGAUUCUCACAUACGAGUAUAAAACGACAAAAUAAUGCCGGAAUAUUAUCUGUAGGCAUUCAACCAAUAUGGACUCAUAUCAUACCGCCUGGCUUUAGAAAGGUCACCAGCAUCGGUUACUGUACUGGUGAUGCAAACAAAUUUGCCAUACCGCCUGAAGGCAUCACCGUCGUUGGUGUACAAAUGUUAACACAUGAAAUGGGUAAAACAAUAAAAGUACGAUUAGUACGUAAUGGAAAGGAGCAUUAUCCUAUUGCACAAGACCAUAAUCUCGACUCGGAAUAUCUUGAAUAUAGAAUCAUUAGUAAAGGCGUCAGGAUUCUUCCUGGUGAUGACCUUGUUGUUGAAUGCUCAUAUGACAGCUACGAUAAAUCAAAGCUUACACUCGGCGGAUUCGAAGCACAACAAGAAAUUUGUCAAGCAACGCUCGUUUAUUAUCCAAGACAAGAGCUUCUUAGUACGUGUCAAUCAAAACCAAAGACGAAAAACUUCUUAAAAUCGUUGAACAUUGAGAAGCUCAAUAAUGCCCCGCCAUUCACAAUUUCGCUGCCUGAAAGAUAUGCCGGUAAGACGCUCGAGGAGCAUCUAAAGACAUACGAUUGGAAAACGGAAUUUGAUCAUUUUGAGAGAAUCAGCAAAACAUCACCGUUCGAUAUUAUCAGCACCGGUGAUCAAAGAAGGGUUCUGGAAGAUGAUCCUGUAAAUAUAGUACAUCCAUUUGUUCCAAUAGCAUCACCAUGUGAAUUAAGUAAGCAGGAUGUGUUCAGAGCACUUGUCGACGAGAAUAGUGUGAUGAAUGUUCAGCAAGCAAAGAGUAAGGUGUCGAGAAGCUCAGAAUUUUCCACAUUAAACUUUUCAAAUAGCUCACAAAUGAUUAGACUAAGCUGUUGGAUAGCAAUUUUGACAUUAAGCAUAUUUUAUGUAGUCUCGUAAGCAAGAAUAAUUCAUAAGAUUUAUACAUUGGCAGAUUAGUUGAAGUAAAGAAAAAAAACAUGAAUAAUUUUUAAAAAAUGAAGAAAAGUAAUCAUCUCCACCCCAUCUAGUCUUUGUAGGAAAUGAAAAAUGAAUGUUCUUAAAGCAAAACACACACAAAAAAAUCCCCCAUUUUAAUAUAUAAAAAAUGUGUUUUCGAUAUUUGAGUAAUGAGAGUAAAGAAUCUCCCUCAUAUAAAAAAACUAUCCUGAAAAAUUUUUAAGAUGAAGUUAUGGUAUAAGAUAGAUUCGGGAUUGAACAUUUUUGUGGAAUUUAUUGAUGAAAUUUUCUGUUUACAUCUUAAUCAACUGAGGAUUAAUGAUUGCUGUUAUUGGUUAAAUGGUCAAUAAGGUAAAGGAUAGGAGCUGAAUUGAAGUAAUUCAUAGAGAUUACUUAUUGAUGAUGUAUGAAGGUUUUGGACUAUUAAUUUACUUGAGGAUUUGGAAUACAUUAAUAUUGAAUUUUCUUAUUAGAGCUUCAAAUUUCAAUUUAAUGAGUUCUGAAUUUAUUUGUGGAAAUAUUAAUCAAUAGGAGUUUGAUGUGCAUAAGAGCAAUGAUGUUCGUAUUUG
Messenger RNA from Chironomus riparius, 2982 nucleotides. The record is from the annotation of a GenBank genome assembly. NCBI's taxonomy places the organism in Eukaryota, Metazoa, Arthropoda, Insecta, Diptera, Chironomidae.